AUGGUCAAUGUCAAUGGCCAGUUAAUGUUACAAAACAAACCAUUUGUUGCAAAUCAAUUCUAUUUAAUUGAAUGGAAUGGAUACACUGACCCUCAGAUCGCAUCGCCACCCACCACCGGUGGUUCCAUCGACAUCACCAAUCUCAAGGCUGACGAGGUGACCAAAAUCAAUUGGAACAUUGCAACCCUCACCGCCACCAUCAUUGACUCGACAGGAACUUCGACGCCUGCCACCAUCACCAGCCGUGGCCCCACCUCAAUCAAGGUGACCAUCCCACCAGGUUACAAGAGAUUCACCUUGUCCCUCGAUGAUACCAAAGGAAGGAAGUACUCGCAAUACGUUCACUACCAAUUGCCAUACAUCAGCACGUUGUACGCCCGUGGCUACACUGUUGGCUCAUCGGUGACCAUCACCGGAGGCAACUUUGGUACAACACCCGUUGAUCUCUCCAUCACCAUUGCCGGUGCAGCCUGUACUGGAUAUAAUGUGGUCGAGUCCUACACCACUGUUGCUUGCAACCUCGCCGCUGCCACAACAUCCUCACUCGCACUUCUCCCCAUAACCAUCGGUUACGGUCCCAACAACUAUGUUGCCUCCUAUCGCAACAACAUCCCUUUCUAUGACUUCAACACGAUGACUGUGAUCCGUGCUUGCGCUGACUGUAUGGGAAUCCCCAACGAUUUUGCCCAUUGGAUGGUUUAUUCGCCAGAAAUUGACUACAAUACGCCCUACUUUGGAGUGGUGAUCAACUCGGCCCAGUCCAAUGCCAUCGUCAGCAACUACAACCCUGGCACCAGGAAGCUAUGGGAGGGUUUGAGUGUCACCGGCCCACCCAACACUAUCGUCUAUGCAUCAGGAGGAGGUCCCUACGAGAGUGUCGUCGCCUACACGCCUUUCAACACGACACUCGGCGGAACCUGUGUGCCCACCGCUAUCUACUGUCCCGGUGACCCGAUAGUUGGAAGCACCAAGCUGAUCGCCUACGGACAGGAGAGUGGUGUGGGUAAGCAGUAUCCAAUCUUUGACGUGGAUGCAUUGCUUGGAGAGUUUGUUUAUUAUGGAGGCUACCGUCCAACCAAAGGAACAGACCUUGUCCUCAAGUUCGAUACAGCUGGAGGCCAGGUCGCCUAUACUGUAACAGGAUCAGUUGGUUUCAAGUUCACCAAACGAUCAUUUGUGAUGAGCGGCGUGACCUACACCUUCCCCAACGUGUACCAGACCAGUUUGAACGGACUCACCCUUGUGAUCCCCGCAGGCACUGGUGUCGACAUCCCCGUCACCGUCAACAUUGAGUCCUACUCGUUCACCAACGUCAAGGUCUCCUACAACCCACCAACGAUCACCAAGAUCUCGCCAGCCAUCACCUCCAUACCAGGCAAAGUCACCGUCAGCGGCACCAACUUUGGUCCAUCAGCCAGCAGCAUCACCGCCAAGCUCACACUCGGCGCCAACACCAACACGGUCACCUGCCGUAUUGCCACAGCGCACACUGCCCUCGAGUGUGACUUCCCAGGUGGCUAUGGCACUCAGACCUUCACAUUGAUCGUCGGCGGCCAGACCACCACCUUCACCUACACAUAUCAACCACCAGUGAUCACCGCCCAACCAACCAACAACGGAGAUGUCUUGGUUCUCACCGGAACUAGCUUUGGUACCGCGCUCACCAACAUGGCAUUGUCCAUCCCAACCGUCUCUGGCACUGCCACGCUCACCACCGUGUCCGACCCACAGACAUACACCGUCAAGGUCGCCACCACCUCCAAGAACGGUCCAAUCUUCACGACAGUCGGAGGCCAAACCAGUAACACUGUUUACAUGACAUACAAGCCCACCAUCACUGGAGUGACUAGUCUCUCCACUUCUGCCUCAUCGACCCUUACAAUCUCAGGCAGCUUCCUCUCGCUCACCCGUUCCAACUCAUCAAACUGUGUCGUGUCCAUUAUGAUUGACUCGAUUCCAUGCACCAUCCCAUCAAACCCUGACGCCUCUUCAAUCAUGUGUACCGCCCCAGCCAUCACCGGAUCGCACUCACUUGUCGUAACAAUCGAUGGCAAGGCCUCUGAUCCAUUCACCAUUGCCGCCCCAUUACCAACCAUUGCCAGUAUCCAGCAGCUUAGUCCAACGAUGGUCAUCACUGGAACAAACUUUGGUACCGUCGCCGCCAACGUGGUGAUCACACUCGGCACAUUGACCAUCACACCAUCCUCAGUAUCCAACCUCAAGGUCACUGCCACACUCCCAUCCUCUGCCACCAACGGCCCAUUGACAGUCACUGUCAGUGGCCAAGUCAGCAACGUAGUGUUCAUGACACUCAAACCCAUUGUUAAUGGCGUGUCUGGCGUCGCAACUGGUGCCCCCUCAAACAUUAUCAUCACUGGCAACUUCCUCUCGAUCAUCAGAUCCAACUCAUCCAGCUGUGUCGUGUCCAUCAUGAUUGACUCGACACCUUGCACCAAUCCAACGAACCCAGAUGCCACAUCGCUCCAGUGUACCGCCCCAGCCCUUAUCGGCGCACACUUACUCGUUGUCACCAUCGAUGGCAAGUCCUCUAGUGGCUUCACCUUUACCGCACCUCUGCCAACGAUUGCCAGUGUCCAACAGACUGGCCAGACCAUCGUCAUCACAGGCACAAACUAUGGUACUGUGUCAGCUUAUGCACCCAUCGCUUUUGGAACAUUGUCGAUCACACCUACUUCGUUCACCGACACCAAGAUCACGGCCACACUCCCAGCCGCCUCAACAAACGGCCCUUUGUCAAUCACGGUCGGUGGCCAAGGCAGUAACGCGGUGUUUGUGACACUCAAGCCAAUCGUCACUGGUGUGUCCGGUGUCUCAACUUCCUCAACUUCGAGCAUUAUCAUCUCUGGUAGCUUCCUCUCGAUCAUCAGAUCCAACUCAUCAAACUGUGUCGUGUCCAUCAUGAUUGACUCGACACCAUGCACCAGCCCAUCCAACCCAGAUGCCACCUCGCUCAAGUGUACCGCCCCAGCACUCACCGGCUCACACUCACUCGUUGUGACCAUCGAUGGCAAGUCAUCUGAUGCAUUCACCUUUGCUGCCCCAUCUCCAACAGUUGCCACUGUCCAACAGACUGCCGAUACCAUCGUCAUCACCGGAACAAACUAUGGUACAGUUGCUGCCAAUCUAGCAAUCACCCUCGGUUCGAUGACUAUCACACCAUCAUCAGUCACCGACACCAAGAUCACUGCCACACUCCCAGCUACCGCUACCAACGGCCCAGUGAAGGUCACCGUAUCUGGUCUCCCAUCCAACAUAGUGUCCUUCGCCAUUACACCAAUCUUUGUCUCGGCCAAUGCCAUCCCAACCAACGGAGGUGCCCUCGUGAUCACUGGAAAGUUCUUGAACAGUGUGGACUCGGCUAACAACCCACUCACGCAAACCGUCACUGUCGGUGCCAGCAACACACCAUGCACCGGUGCAGCCAUCACUCAAGGCAAUACCCAGCUGACCUGUACCGCACCCGCUGGCGUUGGCAUGAACAUUGCCAUCACCAUCACCAUUGGCCCCAAGUCCACGACAGGCGCAUUCAACUACCUCGCACCAUCCAUUACAAGCGUUAUCCAGAGCCCAACCGUCGCUCAGAUCACUGUGACUGGAACCAACUUUGGUCAACAGGCCACCGCCAUUGGUGUCUUCAUCAAUGGUGCCACCGUCCAGGCAUCGCCUUCACCGUCACAUACACCCAGAUCGUUGCCACAAUCCCAACGUCAUCCAAGAGUGAUGAUGUCUACGUCAUUGUUGGUGGACAGUCGUCCAACACGCAGUUCCUCAACCUCAUCCCAAUCUUGUCGACCGUUGGACAACCACCCGCCAUCGGAGGCAUGA
Molecule: messenger RNA, 3846 nt
Organism: Acytostelium subglobosum LB1
Lineage: Eukaryota; Evosea; Eumycetozoa; Acytosteliales; Acytosteliaceae
Exons: 3
Coding region: 1-3846 (1281 amino acids)
Source: RefSeq, a predicted model, not a curated record